AUGGUCGAGCCGCAGCUAGUGAGCAACAUUAGCGACGGGAAGAGGGCAACGGCGACGAAAUCGCCAACGUUUUCGCCACCGGAGGUUUCGUUUUUGGCAACGGAGAAAAAGAGAAUUAGCGACGGCGAGGGGCGGCCAAGGGUGAGGAAGCUGAAUGCGUACGAUAGAAUCGCGGUGGGCGCCGUCGCCGGGACACAUCUGAUGGCAAUGUGCGCGCCGUUUUGCUUCAGCUGGGAUGCGUUUUGGCUGACGGCGACGCUGCAAUUGGUGACGGGGUUGUUUGGGAUUUGCUUCUCGUACCAUCGGAAUCUCGCCCACCAGAGCUUCAAGCUCCUCCCUAAAUGGCUCGAGUACUUUUUCGCUUACAUCGGCGCCCAUGCCCUUCAGGGGGAUCCAUUAACGUGGGUGAGCAACCACAGGUUUCACCAUCAAUACACUGACACAGAAAGAGAUCCACACAGCCCCAUUGAAGGGUUUUGGCACAGUCAUAUGAGCUGGAUCUUCGAUUCAGCCAUGGUUAGAGAGAAGUGCGGGAAACGAGACAACGUUGGGGACAUGAAAAGCCAGGCCUUCUACAGGUGGCUUCGUAGGACUUACGCCUUUCACCCACUGGGACUUGCCCUUAUCUUGUAUGCCCUUGGUGGACUGCCCUACAUCGUUUGGGGAAUUGGCGUGAGGGUAGUGGGCGUUUACCACGCCACGUGGUUUGUCAACUCAGCCGCUCACAUAUGGGGAUCUCGAGUUUGGAACACCGACGACUUGUCGAGAAACAACUGGUGGGUGGCAGUUUUGACACUUGGAGAAGGUUGGCACAACAAUCACCAUGCGUUCAAGUACUCGGCAAGGCAAGGGCUGGAGUGGUGGCAGAUCGACAUGACUUGGUACGCAGUGAGGUUACUUCAAGCCAUGGGGUUGGCUUAUGACGUCAAGCUGCCGAGUAAGCUCCAAAUGCAGAAGCUGGCCAUGAAAGACCCAAACCAGUAG
Molecule: messenger RNA, 984 nt
Organism: Linum trigynum
Lineage: Eukaryota; Viridiplantae; Streptophyta; Magnoliopsida; Malpighiales; Linaceae
Source: the annotation of a GenBank genome assembly